ACUAGGUAGAGUCUGUGAUUGCUUUUUGAAUUAGUUUAACAUUUAUUCACAAAAUAUAUUAUAAAGAAGGCAAAUUCAAGUAAACGGACAAUUCAGGAGGUAGAUGAUGAUACUGCAGAUGACGUGGUUUCCCAUCAAAAUAUGGAAGCAUCCUCGGAAACGACGGAAACAUCAGAGCAUACGUCACAAGAAACAGUAGAAACUUUACAAAAAUCGUAUUUAUUUAAUGGGUAAUUCUUUUCUACUGUACAUUGUGACGGAAUUAAGUUAGUAGCACAAUAUAAAAACUGCUCAAAAGUAAUUCAUGGUCAAAAAAUGUCAACCGGAAAUUUCCUAAGCCACUUAAAAUAUAAACAUCAGGUAUUAUUACACCAAGUACAAGAGGCUCUAAGCAAUGCAAAACUAUCAAAUAAAACAAAUGUACUUAGUCGACCAACCAAAAAACUUACAAAACAACAGAUAAAUAAAGUAGUGUUUGAUUAUAUCAUUGAUGAAAUGAAACCUCUGGUUACAUGCGAAAAACCUUCUUUUCAAAAGUUAAUCAUGGAAUUGUCUGAAAUUACUGAUACUGCUUUAUUACCAAAUAGAAAACAAUUAACUAGUGAUUUGAAAGAAAGAUAUACAACAUACAAAACUACACUUUCAGAAUUAGUAAAAAAACACUCAUACAUUUGUAUCACUGCCGACAUCUGGACUGCCAACAAUAAAAGCUUUAUGGGUAUGAUAUGUUAUUUUAUUGAUAAUGAAUCUUACACAAAUCGUCAUUCCUAUGUUUUUGGAUGCAGAAGAAUGAAAGGUACACAUGAUUUCUUAAAUAUUGCUAAAGUUAUUACAAAAAUAAUGGAAACAUACAAUUUAAAUAAUUCCAAAAUCACAUAUAUUAUAACAGAUAAUGCUACCAACUUUGGAAAAUGUUUUCGUACUUUUUCAAAUAAUGUAUUAGAACAUUCAAACGAAUAUGAUGUUGGAAAUUUUACUAUUAAUGAUUCAGAUACCGAGUGUGCAAUCGAUUAUAAUCACGACUCUGAUAGUGAUAAUGAAAACAACUGUCCUAAUAUUGAAAGAAUUAAUGUUGGUUCAGUGUUAACCAACUAUUACAAUACUAAUGAACAUAAAAACUAUAAUAAUUUUUGUCUAUCAAAACCCAUGACUUGUGUAGCACAUUCUCUAAAUUUGAUUUCUGCCACAGAUAUAUCUAAAAUAUCUGAUGACAAUUAUAAUCGUUUAUCUAAAACUACUUUUAACAAGCUACAAGCUUUUUGGAAUCUAGUUAGUAGAAGUUCAGUAGCUUCUGAUAAAGUCUAUGAACAUUGUAACUGUAAGUUUCCAAUUUCAGUUAUUACUAGAUGGAACUCUAAAUAUGAUGCUACUCAAAAAGUGUUAAUACACAAAAAGAAAUUGGAUAUUUUAUUUGAUGUAUUAAAGUUAAAUAAACUCAAACCUAAUGAAUGGUUAUUUUUGGAAGAAUACUGUCUUUUGUUGAAACCAUUAUCAAAAUAAUUGGACAAGUUAC
Molecule: messenger RNA, 1513 nt
Organism: Sipha flava (yellow sugarcane aphid)
Lineage: Eukaryota; Metazoa; Arthropoda; Insecta; Hemiptera; Aphididae
Exons: 3
Coding region: 316-1500 (394 amino acids)
Source: RefSeq, a predicted model, not a curated record